Messenger RNA from Prunus mume (Japanese apricot), 494 nucleotides. Lineage: Eukaryota; Viridiplantae; Streptophyta; Magnoliopsida; Rosales; Rosaceae. The record is from RefSeq and is a predicted model, not a curated record.
GUCCAUUCGACCAAUUUUGGAUUCUGAAGCAACAAUUGCAAUACAUCUCUCUCUGAUCACCAUUUCAUGACAGACAAGUUCUGCUACAUGCUGAUGAGAAUCAAUAUUGACUGCAAUGGUUGCUACAGAAAAGUAAGGAGAGCUCUUCUUGAUAUGCGAGAGUUGGAGACGCAUUUGAUAGAGAAGAAGGAGUGCAGGGUGAGCGUGUUCGGCAGAUUUAUCCCACAGGACGUAGCGAUCAAGAUAAGGAAGAAGACAAAUCGCAGAGUUGAGAUACUGGACAUACAAGAACUUAGCAGCAACAAUAGUAACACCAAUGAUGAAGAAAACCAAGAUUAGCAGCAGACGCCUUUGAUCACUUCUUGGAAUAAUCCCGUAUCGCAUCCCAACCAAGUUGAAACCACUUGUAUGCAUGUGUGAUGUAAAACUUUUUCUUAAAUUUUAGCAAGAUUUUCGCUUCAAGUUUAAGUGCAUAUGGAAGUGGGACUUUUUUU